AGCAGCAGGAGGAUGCCUGGCCUGCUCAACUCUAGCACCUGGGAACCACUCCCACUCACCUCCUCUGACAUCACCUCCUGUGUCCAGGGCUAUGCCUUUGGCCUCAUGGCCUCACUCACCUAUGGCAAUGUGGAAGUCCAGCCUUUCCAAGGCCUCUUCGUGUACCCCCUGGAUGAGUACACCACCGUGGUCGGGUUUGAAGCCGUCAUCUCUGAGAGAGCCGUGACAGUACAGAUCAAGGACAAAGCCAAACUGAGCAGUGACUACUUUGACAUGCACCGCCCUCAUAAUGGUACAGGCAAGAUCACUCUGGAUGAAGACCUGGAACGGAAUGCGUUUGUGGCUAACCUGGGUACAAUUUGCCCCCUGGAAAGCGUGUCCAUCUUCAUCAGCACCUCCUCGGAGCUCCAGACUCUACCCAGUGGAGCUGUGAGGGUCCUACUGCCGCCUGUGUGUGUCCCACCAGUCCUUCACUCAGAUAACAGCACAUCUGCCCAACGGCCCCGAAGAAACAAACAUAUUUGUAUGCCCAAGAACUUUGAGCACUUCAGCAAGCCCAUGUGUAUAACCCAGCUGUUACACAAUGAAAUUGCCAACCCCAUGGAGUAUGACUUUAGCUUCCAGCUAGAGAUCCGCGGACCUUGCCUCCUUGCAGGAGUUGAAAGUCCCACCCAUGAGAUCCGAGCAGAUGCUGCCCCAUCUGCCUGCUCCGCCAAGAGCAUCAUCAUCACGUUGGCCAACAAGCAUACCUUUGACAGGCCUGUGGAGAUUCUUAUCCACCCCACUGAGCCUCACAUACCACACAUCCUGAUGGAGCAAGGGGACAUGACCCAAGGGCAGUUUGAGCAGCACUUGAAGGGGAGAAGUGACUUCGCCAAAGGGACCAAGAAAAUUAUCAGCACUCAGAGAAAGAUGGAAAUAAUCAGGAAACGUCUCCACAAGGAUAUCCCUCAUCACUCAGUGCUCAUGCUCAACUUCUGCCCUGACCUCCAGCCAACCCAGUCUAGCCUUCGGAAGACCCACGGAGAGUUCAUUUUUCUUAUUGACAGAAGUGGAAGCAUGAGUGGAAGCAGCAUCAACCAAAUCAAGGAUGCCUUGAUCCUCAUUCUCAAGAGUCUCAUGCCAACAUGUCUGUUCAACAUCAUUGGAUUUGGUUCCACCUUUAAGACCUUAUUCCCUUCCAGUCAGGCCUACAGUGAGGAGAGUUUGACUACUGCAUGUGACAACAUCCAUUGUCUUCGGGCUGACAUGGGUGGCACCAACAUCCUGUCCCCCCUCAGAUGGAUCACCCGGCAGCCCCUCCAUGUAGGCCACCCACGCCUACUCUUUCUUCUCACCGAUGGCUCAGUCAACAAUACGGGGAAAGUGCUGGAGUUGGUCCGAAGCCACGCUUUCACUACCAGGUGCUAUAGCUUUGGGAUUGGUCCAAAAGCCUGUCCAAGGCUGGUGCAGGGGCUGGCAGAUGUGUCUAAAGGCAGUGCAGAGUUCCUGGUACAAGGAGAAAGACUCCAGCCCAAGAUGAUCAAGUCUCUGAAGAAGGCCAUGGCCCCUGUUCUCAGUGAUGUUACCGUGGAGUGGAAUUUUCCAGAGAGUGCUGAAGUCCUAAUCUCACCUAUCAGCUCCUGCUCCCUCUUCCCUGGAGAUCGGUUGGUGGGCUACAGUAUCAUAUGUAAUUCUUCUUACCAACAAAGCUCCAGAGUUCAUCAUCACGGUGCACCACGCUUCCAGACCUCAGUGUUCUACCAAUCUCUGGACAAGGGAUCUGCUCCAGAGAGUGGGGACUGCACCCAAGAGGCCCUGGCAUUCAGUGCAUCUCAGAAAAGCCAGGAUACACCAGCAUUCAUCAGAGAUGCUAACCUGAUCCGAGGUCAGUCCUACAGACACAGCACCAACCAGAUUCCUGAACUCAAAUCACACCCCAGGACCCCUACCAGCAGUGACUCCGCCAUCAUAGCAGGGAAGCACCUCCUUCGGAAAACCCAAGGGCAGGACCUGCUAGACCAAAUCACCCCAGAGCCAUUCCUGUGGCAGGCCAAGUCUCAGCUCUCCAGAUGUACCAGCCCAGAACUCCAGCCACUCAGGGGAGUGGGGAGUCCUCGGAAGUCCUUACCACGCCCAGGCUGCCAGUCCUUCCCCCGCUUGUCUGAGGGCCAGUCCCUGGGCCCAAUGAAAGAUCAGGACCAGUGGGACACAGUCCUCUCCUUGAAAUCGUCCUCCUCCGACAGCCACAGCCUCGGGGACCAGGGUGAGAAGGGCGAGGUGGUGGGAAGGCGACUGCUAGGGGAACUGGAACCAGAGCAGGAGUCCCCCUCCAAGGGGGAUGCAUCAUCUCAGGCCAUACAGAAAGUACGUCUGGGCUGCCCCCUGGCCUCCCGACCUAUCUGCAAGGCUGUGGUCAAAGGCAUGAGGAAUAACAAGCCUGUGCAGUGGGAGGUAGUCUUCGAUCUGGGAGCCCUGGACCAGGAGCUGCCGACCCCUGACAACAUCGACAGCGAGUAUGAUGGUGACCUUUGGAUAAGGACCUUCCACCACUUGGCUGCCAAGUCCAUCAUCAGAGACUUUGAGCAGUUGGCUGACAUGGAGUGUGAGAUUGAACCCGGCUCUGGCCAUCGAUACCAGGUAAAUGCUGUGCACACCAGCAGAGCUUGCAAUGUCAUCAGCAAGUACACAGCCUUUGUGCCCAUGGACCUCAGGAGCCGGGGUUACCUGCCCACCAUGGUGGAAUACAGCAACACAGAUCUGGAUGAGACCAAUGUGUCCUGCAGCCCACCUCCCAAUGUCAGAACCAAGAGAACCAGCCUUCGGGACCGUCCUCCGCACAAAUCUUUGUCCAAUACUGCCCCCAGCCUUAAGGCCUCAGAGACCCUCUUUGGUACCAGGCUGAACCUGAAUAAGAACAGAUUCUUGACUCGAGCAACCAAGGGGUUGGCAUCCAAAACCCCAGCACCACCUUCCCAGGCACAGGAGCUUCCCCUUGAGGAGAAUGUGGAUUAUUUACCUCUGGUCUCUCUGCAGCUGGCCUCAGGUGCCUUCCUACUCAACCAGGCCUUCUGUGGGGCCACGGGCAUCCCCAUGGAAAAGCUCAAAUGGACCUCACCAUUCACCUGCCACCGUGUGACACUAACUUCCUGCUUCCACGAUUCCUCCCGCAACCGAGACAUCCUGCCCCUGGAGUCCAAGAGUCCAACUUUCUGCCUCAUACCCUGUGCUGAGCCAUCCCCAACAGAAAACUCCCCAAGCCCUGACUGGCCCCAUGGGGCUGAUAGCAAGCCAGCCCUGGAGAUUGAUGGACCUGAACAAGCUGGCAAGGUAUGGGCCACAGCAGUGGCCUUGGGGUGGCUGGAAAACAGCUCAGCCUCCUACUUUGUAGAGUGGGAAUUGGUGGCAGCAAAAGCCAGCUCCUGGCUGGGAGAGCAGGAAGUCCCUGAGGGCCGCACCCUGGCCUCCGUGAAGACUGCAGCCCAGCAGCUCUUUGUCCUCCUUCGGCACUGGGAUGAGAACCUUGAGUUCAACCUGCUUUGCUACAACCCCAAUAGCGUGUAG
Messenger RNA from Trichosurus vulpecula (common brushtail), 3543 nucleotides. RefSeq names its product von Willebrand factor A domain containing 5B1 (gene VWA5B1). The transcript has 21 exons. The record is from RefSeq and is a predicted model, not a curated record. Lineage: Eukaryota; Metazoa; Chordata; Mammalia; Diprotodontia; Phalangeridae. Bases 13 to 3543 code for a protein of 1176 amino acids.